AUGGUCUUUGGAAAGAAAAAAGAUGAAAAAUCACAAAACCAACCAAAUUGUGAAAAAAUCAUACCAGAAGCGAAUGCAAAUUUCUUUUCUAAACUAAUAUUUCAUUGGCCAUCAGCGAUUUUACGACUUGGAUAUGAGAGACCAUUACAAAAAGAAGAUUUGUAUAUUUUAGAUGAUAAAAGAUUGUCAAAAAAAUUGGUAGAAGAGUUUGCACUUGAAUGGAAAAAAGAAGUUGAAAAGGCUAAGAAAGGAAAGAAACCAUCAUUGAUAAAAGCUCUAAAUAGAAUGCUUGGGUUCAAUUUUUGGUGCGCAGGGAUCUCUAGAUUCUUUGGUGAUACUUUACAGGUCUUGUCACCUUUGGUAAUUCAGAUGCGCCGCCAAUAUCUAAUGGAUUCAUCCUUGCAACGAUACUGUUUUUUAUGCAAAUGGGAUCAACUUUUUUCAGCAUUUGCAAUGGUCCUUAGUUGUAAAGCUCGUAAUUCAUUUACUAUUGGUAGAAUUACAAAUUUAAUAUCAACAGAUACAACUAGACUUGAUUUUUUUUGUUCAUAUUUUCAUUUAUUAUGGAGUGCUCCACUUCAACUUUCAAUAGCACUCGCGUUGUUGAUACUUAACAUUGGUCCAUCGGCGUUAGCAGGUUUUAGUUUUUUGGUCAUUACUGGACCAUUACAGGGAAGAGUGAUGUCGGCAUUGGCAUCCACACGCAGUAAAGCAGCAAAGGUUACCGAUGAACGUAUUAAGUUAACACAAGAAAUUUUACAAGGAAUUCGAGUUAUAAAAUAUUAUGCUUGGGAAGAUAGUUUCUUAAAGACUUUAAAUAAAUUACGUGAUAAAGAACUUGGAUAUACUAAAUUUAUAUUAAUUAUUCGCGCGAUUGUCACAGGAGUUGCGUCGGUGAUGCCAGUUUUUGCUAGUAUUCUCUCUUUUGUAGUAUUUGUACUUGCCGGUGGUACACUUACAUCUGAAUUAGUAUUUUCAUCCUUGGCACUCUUUAAUAUUAUUCGUUUACCUCUAAAACUUUUACCUAUGGUUAUUGCCGUAGCAACCGAUGCUUGGGUUUCACUUGGUCGUAUUCAAGAGAUAUUAUUAGCCGAAGAAUUAGAAUAUUCACCAAAAAUUGAUUUUAAUGAUAAAUUUGCUAUUAAAGUAAUAAAUGGUGAAUUCGUAUGGGAGGGUUCCCCUGUUUCUGAUAAGAAUGCUCAAAGAAUUCCCAAUGAUCAAUUCACGGAAAGUUUAUCUACCUAUUCUUUUAUUUCUACUGAUGAUGUUGAUGAUGAGAAUAUAGAACAUUCACCUAUAUUGACACCUCAAUUACGUCUUAGUGAUAUUAAUCUUACCAUUUCUCGUGGAACUCUUGUUGCUAUUGUGGGUUCUGUGGGCUCAGGAAAAUCUUCACUAUUAUCAGCAUUGGUUGGUGAAAUGAAAAAAGUCAGUGGAGAAAUAAUAUUUGGUGGUACUGUUGGAUAUUGUCCACAAACUGCUUGGAUACAAAAUGCUACACUCAGAGAAAAUAUUACUUUUGGACUACCAUUUGAUGAAGAAAAAUAUCAACGAGUAAUAAAGGAUUGUUGCCUUGAACCUGAUUUUGCGAUUUUACCAGCAGGGGAUAUGACAGAAAUUGGAGAAAAGGGAAUUAAUCUUUCCGGAGGACAAAAGCAACGCAUAAAUAUUGCAAGAGCUGUAUAUUUUGAUGCUGAUAUUGUUUUGUUGGACGACCCAUUAUCGGCUGUUGACGCGCACGUUGGCAAAUAUCUAUUCACAAAUUGUAUACAGGGAUCACUUGCAAAAAAAACAAGAAUCUUAGUCACACAUCAAUUACAACUAUUAUCUCAAGUAGAUUAUAUCAUUUGUAUGGAAGAUGGGGAAAUUGUAGAGCAAGGAACAUAUGAAGAGCUGAUGAAUGCUAAUAAAAGCUUUGCAAAAUUAAUAUUGGAGUAUGGUGAAUCCAAAGAUGAGAUGACGACGAUUAAUAUUGAAACAGAUGAGCCGACGGAAAAAAAAUUUUUUGCGUCACCUAUUCCAUCUGCAUCGUCACAAGGAUUAAUGUCGUUAGAAGAACGAACAACGGGUGCCGUUGCUGACAAGAUUUAUAUAGCUUAUAUAAGAGCUGCAGGUGGUUUGGUAUUGAUACCAUUAAUUUUAUUUUUAUUGGUAAUGAUGCAAGGAAGCAAUAUCGGAAGUAAUUUAUGGCUUUCAUUUUGGACAAGUAAUAAUUUUGCCUUAACGACCGAACAAUACAUGUCGGUUUACUGCGCAUGGGGUGUUGCAGAAAGUAUUUUCAGUGUUUUGGUCUGUUUAACACUAUCCUUUGCUGGAAUUGCCGCUGCCAGAAAUUUGCAUAAUCAGGCAAUUCAACAAAUUUUAAGAACACCGAUAAACUUCUUUGAAACGACACCUUUAGGUCGAAUAAUAAAUCGGUUCAGCAAAGAUAUUGAUUCCUGUGAUAAUUUGAUCACUGAGUCAUAUCGAAUGUUUUUCAGCACUUUAGCGACCGUCUUCGGGACUUUUGCACUAAUAAUCGGAGUUUUUAUAUGGUUUCUUUUGCCUUUUAUACCACUUACUAUAUUAUAUUAUUGCGCCGCUAUUUAUUUUAGAGCAACAAAUCGUGAAUUGAAACGCCUCGACUCAAUAUUAAGAUCUUCACUUUACGCUCAUUUUUCCGAAUCUUUAACCGGUUUACCAACAAUUAGAGCAUAUAGAGAACAAGCACGAUUCAUAAAUACCAAUGAGCGUUACAUAGAUUUAGAAAAUCGAGCAUACUUUAUGCAAUUUUCUGUCAAUAGAUGGCUUGGAAUUCGUCUUGAAACCAUUGCAAACUCAUUGAUUUAUUGCGCAAGUCUAUUAGCAGUUAUACAAAGAUUUCAAGUGGAACCUGCAAUUAUUGGAUUAAUUCUUAGUUAUGCAACGCAAGUUACAGCGGACUUUAAUUGGUGUGUUCGACAAUUUGCUGAAGUAGAAGCAAAUAUGAAUGCAGUAGAGCGUUUAGUGCAUUACACGGAUAAUCUCGAAAGUGAGCCUGCAUCAAUGAUUCCUGAUAAUAGACCACCAUCUGAAUGGCCUGUUAAAGGAGAGAUAUUUAUAAAUAAUUUGGUUAUGCAAUAUGGACCUGAUAAUCCACCAGUGAUAAAAGGCGUUACAAUCCAUAUAAAAGAUU
Molecule: messenger RNA, 3154 nt
Organism: Dentiscutata heterogama
Lineage: Eukaryota; Fungi; Glomeromycota; Glomeromycetes; Diversisporales; Gigasporaceae
Source: the annotation of a GenBank genome assembly